This is a messenger RNA of Bactrocera latifrons, 1640 nucleotides long. It is a transcript of the gene AstA-R2, whose product is annotated as allatostatin-A receptor. The record is from RefSeq and is a predicted model, not a curated record. The transcript has 4 exons. Gene Ontology annotation, molecular function: neuropeptide Y receptor activity. Gene Ontology annotation, biological process: neuropeptide signaling pathway. Bases 124 to 1353 code for a protein of 409 amino acids. NCBI's taxonomy places the organism in Eukaryota, Metazoa, Arthropoda, Insecta, Diptera, Tephritidae. Gene Ontology annotation, cellular component: membrane.
CGCACGCAAAAAACCACUUUCAAAACAGAAAAUAGUGCUUCAAAAACGCAAGAAAAUGCAAUCAACAGUGAUAACAGUACUUAUGUUUAAAAGAACACUAACAAGAAUACCAACAGUUGAAACAUGAACUUUACAGGACUAGCAUUAAAUCUGAGCUCCAAUUUAACAAGAAAUCUAAUUAUAUACAACAACAACGAACUACAUAACAAUAUAACUGCUUACAACACCACCUACUACCACACAAACAAUAGCAACAACAACAGCAAAAUGUUAGAGACACAUAACAUCACAACGGCACUAUUGAAUGCCACCACACAAACUCUCCUCGAUCCCGAAUUCGAGCAGUACGAGGAAAUCGAUGAAUUAUCACCCGAACUACGCAACUUCGUGCGCAUUGUUGUGCCCUUUUGUUUUGGCAUUUUCGCCGUAUCGGGUUUCUUCGGCAAUACGCUCGUCAUACUCGUCGUGCUCUUCAAUCAACAAAUGCAUUCGACCACAAAUCUGCUGAUUGUCAAUUUAGCCGUUGCCGAUCUCCUCUUCGUCGUUUUCUGCAUACCAUUCACCGCAACCGAUUAUAUAACCGAGUAYUGGCCCUUCGGUGAUUUGUGGUGUCGGACGGUGCAAUAUUUGAUUGUUGUUACKGCUUUCGCGAGCAUUUACACGUUGGUGCUGAUGUCGGUAGAUCGUUUUUUGGCCGUCGUACAUCCAAUACGUUCGCGACAAUUGCGCACCGAGAAGGUGACAAAGAUUGCAAUUGUAACAAUGUGGGUGAUCAUUUUGUCAGUAUCAUUUCCGGUGCCACUGGUGCAUGGAUUAACGAAACUGGAACCGUUUCCAAAUGUCACCUAUGCAUUUUGUACAUUCUACGAGGAUAAUUUGAUCAUCAGCCAAACCAGCUAUCAGCUGAUAUUCUUCGCCUGUUCGUAUCUGCUGCCGCUCAUGGCAAUUAGUGGCCUCUAUGUGCGGAUGAUUAUGCGUCUGUGGCAUCAGGGGAGCGGCGUACAGAUGUCUGUGAAAUCGCAACGUGGCCGCAAGCGUGUCACACGUCUCGUUGUGGUCGUUGUUGUGGCAUUCGCAUCGCUAUGGCUGCCAGUACAGCUGAUUUUGCUGCUGAAAACGCUCGGCAUCUAUCAUUCGAACACGAAAUUCAAACUUCUGCUGCAAGUCAUCGCCCAAACGUUGGCCUACAUGAGCUCCUGCAUCAAUCCGUUGUUGUAUGCCUUCCUCUCCGACAACUUCCGCAAAGCUUUCUAUAAGGCCAUACACURCUCGGAGAGAUAUCAGAAUUACUCAUCGGAUUUGCCGCCGCCAAGGCGUACAUCAGGCGCCCGCACCUCGACCACAGGCCUGUGAAUUACCUGCAGCAGCGACGACGAGGCCCAACAGGGCGUAUAAGUAACAUGCGAAAGGACUGCGAAGUGACGCUGCAACAGCGGAACUCACUCGGCACAGCGACGAACACAUGCUGUGGACGGGCGAGUGUAAUGAUAAAUUAUGUCGCUUAACGCCAACUUUGGCCGCAYAUCCGGCGAUUUGGGUGAAAGAAGUAAAUAAAUAUGUAGAUGUAUGCUUACGUAUGGAUUUAUGUUUGUAAGAAUUUAAUGACAACAGAUAAAUAAAUAAAUUWAAAAAAUAAUUAA